Messenger RNA from Striga hermonthica, 2163 nucleotides. The record is from the annotation of a GenBank genome assembly. NCBI's taxonomy places the organism in Eukaryota, Viridiplantae, Streptophyta, Magnoliopsida, Lamiales, Orobanchaceae.
AUGAGACAAUCGGAGACUGCUGCUGACCCGCCGGAUGACCAACGGCUUGUUCCUCCCGAUCAGCGCGAGGGUGAGUUUCCGCGACUCUCCGAGGCUUACUCGCACCCUUCUCUGUCCUUCGCACCGUCUAAGAAGCGUCGGUCUACGGGAAAUUUUGACCAUCCUCCGAUUGAACCAUCCCGUCCAUCCUCCCCGAACCUCCGCCCUGCUUCGCCCAAACUGAGUUUUCGGGAUUUAUUGAGUAAAAAUCGCUCGCACGUAACGAUCCCUUCCGCCGAGGAGGGCGCAGACUCCAUGGAAAGCGGCAUCACUGUGGUCAUGAAUGGUAGGCCUGGCCCGUGGAUGAUAGCAUCUAAACGAACACGGCAGUACACUCGGGCUCCACAAAAUCGUGCGGGCCCUUCAAAGCAUAAUGGAUCAGUGGGGUCGGGAUCCCGAUUUGACACCUUGCUUGAGGAGGAUGAAGGGGACCCAGAGACAAAUAUUCCGGCUGCCCCCAAUGGAGACUUGGUAUUCACCGCUCGUGCCGGGGAGCAAGCAAAGGGUCUUGGUCCGAAGGUGUGGAAGCCUAAGAGUCUUUCGCGAGGGCCCAAGCCGACGCAUACGGCGACUAAGGUGGCCAGGGAUGACAACUUACUGGGGAGUGAGACAACAUUAUCGAAGCCUCAGGGACGCCCAGAAGCGGUGGGCCGUAGCAGUGGUUUGAGUCGGGAGAGUACUGUGAAUCGUGGGAAAAGUGUGGCUCAGGAUGGCUGUUUCAUGAUUCCCGCCGUUAGUGAUCUGGAUCCUACCAAGCACCAAGCCGUGACUUUUGUUACUUCCCAGCCUGUGGAACGCGACAUGGUGGAGGUAUCUCACUCAUCGAUUGUUGUUCCCCCAUCUCUCCAGGAGGAUCCACCGGAUGCAUCACAAUCGCUUUCGGAUGCAUCCGAAACAUCAAAGGUAGGGGAUGAUGUUGAAUGUGGCUCAAUCUACGAAACUUCGACUUCAUUGGGGGUCACACAUCUAUUGGGGCGAAUGGCCUUCAAAAGUACCACUGACAAAAGCCACCUGGAUAUUGUUCGUGAAGUUGAGAAAAUCGAUGGCCAUUUAGGUUCAUCAGCCUCCCGGGAGCAUAUGAGUUAUAGUUGUGACGCAUUAGCAAAAUAUGUUCCUGAAAUGAUCAAUAAGUUGAAGGAUGAAAUAAGUGAUUUCUCUCGAAACCCUGAGAACUUACUUAUAGAGGCUGUACAUGCAACUGGUUACUCUGAUCCCUUUGCCAAUACAUUUGUGGCUUCAAAGUCCUCGCUUAGGGGUCUAAAUAGUAGCGUGCUGAAGGAGUUUCUUGAUUUAACUGAUUUUGCUCUUGCCUUCGAACUUCCUGGUGGUGGCUGGAUUAAAGAAAAGAAUGCUAUGACUCUGACUGUUCUUCAGCUGCUCAUGGGGAGAGGAGGUGGAUCAUUCUCAGCUGGCGACCCUGGGAAAGGGAGUGAAAACCGAUCAUUGAUACAGGAGUCUGAUUUUGCAACUAACGCUAUUGAUAUUGCUGUUAAAGAACUCAUUGCCGUUGCCAGCCUGGGUGAAGGAAGCCAACUCGACGCUACUGCUCAUUUCCGCCGGCGAGCAGCUCAACCCACCGGCUCGCACCUCAAACACCACCGCGCGCAGUCAAGCCCGCCACCAUCUUCACGCAGCCACCACCACGGCCACAGCUCGCCGUCGCUGCACCACCCCGACGCCACCUGCACGUUCCUCAGCCGCGCGUUUUCCGGCGACCAAAGCUCAGCCUGUCGCUGUUCGACCACACACCCGCAAGCUCGACCUUGGGCAGCACCUGUCGCCGGAAAAGUUGAGCCCCGACACCGCUGUUGCACUCACGUUCGAAGCUCCAUCUUGCCGGUAAAAAGCCACCGUCUCCGACGAGCUCGCGACCACUCUCAUCCUCGCCGAAAAGCUCAGUCUCGACCAGUCCACCCCGCAGCAGCUCUCUCUCCGGUCAGACUGGAGUUGUUUCUGGCCAAAAACUGCGACCAGCUCUCCUUCUACGCGCGAGUCCGAGUAGCAAGUCUCGAUUCUCGCGCCGACCAACCCGUUUUCAGCUCGACUCGACGUCCUACGAGCACACUGGAGACUCCUCACUCAGAUCCGCAUCAUUUGCAGCAAACUAGCCUUAGAUCCGAGUAG